Pelobates fuscus (common spadefoot toad) is the source of this 1073-nucleotide messenger RNA. Its product is annotated as olfactory receptor 6N1-like. Gene Ontology annotation, cellular component: membrane. Gene Ontology annotation, molecular function: olfactory receptor activity; G protein-coupled receptor activity. NCBI's taxonomy places the organism in Eukaryota, Metazoa, Chordata, Amphibia, Anura, Pelobatidae. The transcript has 2 exons. The coding region runs from base 1 to 981 and encodes 326 amino acids. The record is from RefSeq and is a predicted model, not a curated record. Gene Ontology annotation, biological process: G protein-coupled receptor signaling pathway.
AUGGGAGUCUAUCAGCAAAAGGUUAACAGAGAAUACCCUGAUUAUGACAAUUCCUCCAAUCUCAUCCAUGGCCUUGUGACAGAAUUUAUCAUUUUUGGAUUCCCAAGCCUUCAGAGAUAUCAGAUUUUGCUUUUUUGUGUUUUCCUUUGUAUAUAUAUUUUCUCCAUUUCAGGAAAUGGGAUUAUUUUCUUUCUGGUUGCUCUGGACCAUCGAUUACAAACACCAAUGUAUUUUUUUGUCAGCAACUUAUCCUUUUUAGAUAUGAGUUACACAACAGUGACUAUACCUAAAAUGUUGGCCAAGUUCUCUAUGAAUUUAGAUUCCAUUUCAUACACCAGCUGCUUCCUUCAGAUGUAUUUUUUCCUUUCUUUGGCAGCAACUGAAUGUUUCCUCCUUUCUGUUAUGGCUUAUGAUCGGUAUGUGGCUAUAUGCUCCCCACUUCACUACCCAACUAUAAUGACCAAACGAUUCUAUAUACUCCUAUCUGCUGCUGCAUGGUUGAGUGGCUUCAUGAUUAUUUUAGGACUGUUAAUUUUAGCUUUGAAAUUACCUUUUUGUGGCCCAAAUGUAAUUCACCAUUAUUAUUGUGAUCACCCUCCUUUGCUCCAGUUGGCUUGUGCAGACACUUCCUUCAAUGUAGUAGUUGGGUCAUCCAUGGGGGCAUUCAUCAUCCUAAUAAGCUUUACUUUCAUAGUUGUCUCUUACAUUAAGAUUAUCAUAACCAUUCUCAAAAUAGCUUCCCAUGAUGGUCGCAAAAAAACCUUUUCCACCUGUGCAUCCCAUUUUGCGGUGGUGAAUGUUUUUUACCUCCCACUCAUCUUUAUGUAUAUUCGACCGACAGCGUCCUAUUCCUCAGAUGUAGACUCUCUAGUGGCCAUGUGCUAUACAGUAUUAACACCCAUGAUGAAUCCAAUUAUAUACAGUCUGAGGAACAAAGACAUUAAGGACAGUUUUAAGAAGAAUAUAAAGCGCUGGUUCUAGUUAAAAAUUAGGAUUGGGUUUAAAAAAAAAAUGUAAAAUCGUUUAAAUGUUGAAGACAAUAUUUACUAAGAUUUUAGUUUCUGUGAAAACUU